Trachymyrmex cornetzi is the source of this 1191-nucleotide messenger RNA. RefSeq names its product origin recognition complex subunit 1 (gene Orc1). NCBI's taxonomy places the organism in Eukaryota, Metazoa, Arthropoda, Insecta, Hymenoptera, Formicidae. Gene Ontology annotation, biological process: DNA replication initiation; mitotic DNA replication checkpoint signaling. The transcript is spliced from 5 exons. The record is from RefSeq and is a predicted model, not a curated record. Gene Ontology annotation, cellular component: nuclear origin of replication recognition complex. The coding region runs from base 58 to 1191 and encodes 377 amino acids. Gene Ontology annotation, molecular function: ATP binding; DNA replication origin binding; ATP hydrolysis activity.
CUUUCGUUUUAUGGAAAAACGCGUCGAUUUAGUAUAAUUUCAUCGAUUUUUAAGAGGAUGACCGUCCAUUGCACCUUUACCGAAAUCAGAACUAAGUUGCAUGUCAGUGCGGUGCCUAAGUCAUUACCUUGCAGAGAAGAAGAAUUUAAUAAUAUUUAUACAUUUCUAAAAAGCAAACUAAUGGAUAAUAGUGGAGGAAGUAUUUAUAUAAAUGGAGUCCCAGGUACAGGAAAGACUGCUACUGUAAAUGAGAUUGUGAAAUGUCUAAAGAGAUCAGUCAAAAAAGGUAAAUUAGAUCGUUUCGAUUUUGUUGAGAUUAAUGCUAUGAAAUUAUCCGAGCCCCGGCAAGCCUAUGUACAAAUUCUGAAGCAACUAUCUGGAAAAGUUUUAACAUGGGAACAAGCAUAUAAUAUGUUAGAAAAAAAAUUUAAUAGCAGUGUUAAAAGGCCAAUGACAUUGCUACUUGUAGAUGAGCUUGAUUUAUUAUGUACAAAACGACAGGAUGUAAUAUAUAAUCUUUUGGACUGGCCUACAAAAGCUUCUGCUCGAUUAAUAGUCAUUACUAUUGCCAAUACUAUGGAUCUUCCAGAAAGAGUUUUAAUGGGUAGAGUGACGUCGCGAUUAGGUCUUACUCGAGUAACUUUCGAACCAUACAAUUAUAAACAAUUGUAUGAGAUAAUAUUAAGCAGACUUAAAAACACAGACAUUUUUGAAAAUGAAAUUAUACAAUUAAUUGCACGUAAAGUAUCCGCAGUAUCAGGCGAUGCUCGCCGUGCUUUGGACAUUUGUCGUCGAGUGGCAGAAAUUACCGAAACACGCAAUAAUACUACAGUAAGCGUACAAGAUGUAAAUGAAGCUUUGUCGGAGAUGAUAAUAAAUCCAAAAGUUCAAGCGAUAAAACAUUGCUCAAAAUUCGAGCAAAUAUUCUUGCAAGCCGUUUGUGUAGAAGUCAAACGAAUUGGCGUAGAAGAACUUUGUUUUAUGAAUGUUUAUAGACAAUUUGAAUUUUUAUGCUCCUUUGAUGGUUACAAAACACCUAAUAUUACUCAAACUCUUGAUAUUUGCGCAAAACUGGGUGAUUAUAGAUUGCUAAUAUGCGAAUAUUCAAGUAACGAUAUAUAUAAAAAAAUUCUAUUAAACGUAUCAAAGGAUGAGCUGCAUUAUGCGUUACAAAAAAUUGAUUUUGAUUAA